This is a messenger RNA of Seriola aureovittata, 4437 nucleotides long. RefSeq names its product pleckstrin homology domain containing, family A (phosphoinositide binding specific) member 3 (gene plekha3). Gene Ontology annotation, cellular component: early endosome; trans-Golgi network; recycling endosome. Gene Ontology annotation, biological process: endosome organization; receptor recycling; retrograde transport, endosome to Golgi. The record is from RefSeq and is a predicted model, not a curated record. NCBI's taxonomy places the organism in Eukaryota, Metazoa, Chordata, Actinopteri, Carangiformes, Carangidae. Bases 266 to 1057 code for a protein of 263 amino acids. The transcript has 8 exons.
GCUGCUGUUUUGUUGACAUUUUUUUUAUCCAUCAGCUGACCGUCUACAAGUUUAGCUGAACAGCUCAACACAAACACAAACCUUCGCCAUGACAGUCACCCUCCGACACAAACCACAAACAGUACAAAUAUUUUUAGAGAAGUAGCAGCUCGGAAUGAAGGUUAUUUUCUGAACGGUAGCUGGCUCGCUGCUACAGUUAGCCAGCCGAGCUACAGUGGAAAGCUAGUUAGCUAGGAGGCUAAAUUAGCCGAUGUAAAGUGAAACAAUGGAAGGGAUUCUGUACAAAUGGACGAAUUACAUGACAGGUUGGCAGCCACGCUGGUUCGUCUUAGAAAAUGGAGUCAUCUCUUAUUACGACAGCGAGGACGACGUCGGUAAAGGAAGCAAAGGAUCCAUCAAGAUGUCUGUGUGUGACAUUAAAGUUCAUCCGACAGAUCCCACGCGUCUGGAUUUGAUCAUCCCCGGCGAGCAGCAUUUCUACGUCCGAGCUGUGAACGCUGCGGAGAGACAGAGGUGGCUGGUGGCUUUAGGCUCGUCCAAAGCUGGAACACUGGAAAGUCACAAUCACAGAGGUCCAGACUGUCUGAAGACGAAGAUGUCUGAACUUCGUCUGUACUGCGACCUCCUCGUCCAGCAGGUCCAAACCAUCCAAUCACAGCACACCGCCGACACAGACACCACGCCCACUUCUGAGGCCUCUCUCCUCAGUGCGACCUGUGCAACUUUUAUCAGGACUUUGGAGGAAUGUAUGACCCUGGCUAACCACAGUUUGACCCCUGACCUCCGACCUCCUGAAAGGAUGAAGAGGUCGAUCAGUCACCCUGGAACAUACAGCUUUGACAGGUCAGGUGUGCUGAAGGAGUACGUGAGCGCAGGUCAAAAGACGAGCCAGCGCAGGAACAGGACAUGCUCCGACAGCUCUGUUUAUGAUACUGAGCGUGUGCUACCCAGUCUCAACGGUGACCCGUCCUCCAUUCCUGAGGAGAGAGGAGGAGGAGGAGGCAGCACGAGCCCGAAGACCACACCCACCGACACAGACACCGACCUGUCCAUCUGAAAACCUGACGUCCACCCGAACCCUGCUGACCUCUGAACUCUGUGAGGGCUCAAGAACAAUGACAAGAUCAAUAUCAGUGAGAUAUUGACGUCAUCUUUUAUUAAAUCGGCCGACACUUGACUUCUACCAGGAACGUCCUUUCUUGUGCUUUUUCUCUGAAGUCAGCUGACUGCCAAACACGUGCACUUUGGAAUCAUAAUUAGUUUUUCUUUAAGGCUUUCUUUAAGUUGCACAGCACACACUGGAGAGACAGAGAAGACAAGGAGUACACAACGCUUUAACUUUCUCUACGGAUCAACAAGUCGCCACAUUCACACCAUGGACUCACGUCAGAGUCAGACUUCAGACUUCAGACGCUCAAAUCCUGGAGAAAUCUGUGAGCGGACGAGUGAAUGAAAACUUACCGUUAGAGCAGAUAACCCCAGUUAAUCUAGUCGACUUUGUUAGUGGCAAUCAAAUAAUGACUGUGAUGGUAUUAGGCAGCACCCUGGCACAGUAUGAAUAUAUAUAUAAAAUAACUGUGAAUUCCUGUUUUCUGGACAGUUUUAGAUGAUUGUUCACUGUUUUAAAUGGACCUGAGAAUGUACAGAGACUUUUGAGUUGUUGGGACAUCGACACCCGGCGACCGUGUCACAGCAGCGUCAGUAUUUUCUGCCUUUCCCACAUGUUCAACAACUCAUCAGAUUUUUUUUCUUUCCUUCCCCCGGAGCAUCUUCUCCAUUUCCUCUUCCAGGAGGGAGUGUAGCUGAGGAUGAAUAGGACCGAUGAGCGGCACCUUCGCAGGCUCCUGAGGGCCAGUUCCUCUCUGUUGCAGUUUACAGACGCAGAGAGCCGAGGAGCUCGGGUGCCAAAGUUUGCACCGAUGCAAUGAUCUACAUUAAAUGUGCCAUUGUUUUUUGUAUUUUGUUUUUCCAACAAACCUUCUCGUAGUUCAGCCAGAACAGAGCUUUGGUCUUUGAAACUGGGGUGAGGAGAAGGACGAGACUCCGGUUUGAACUGGAUGUUUUUCACCUGCACUGCAAAGACAAGUCAGAUCAGGUGAACGGAGUCUGUAAAUCACAGAAACGUGUGAAUGUGCGCAAGUUACUGCCUUUUAAUGUUUGUAUUUCUUCAGUAUUUAUUUGCCUUUUGGUGGCGAUAUUCCAUCCAAACGUGACCCUGAAAAAGAAAUAAGUACGGUGGCCCGGGAAGCUCAAUACACUGCAACUUAAGAGAUAAAUAAAUAAAUAAAUACAAAGAAAUAUCUGCAGCAGUUUGGCAACACGUGAACAUCAGUCAGAAGGUUGUUUCAGUUUUUACUUUCUUACUUUCUGAGUCAGAUUUUUCUGUGCGUGGAGUAAGAAACUGUACGAACUACAACCCUAGGAACAACUUCCAUGCCUGGACGAGUUCCUCAGGCCUCAGUGUCUCCCUGGGAACUUUGUUUUGAUUCGUUGUUCCACCUGCAGCACUUUAGUAUUUGUUUUUCUUGACUGAAUUUGGUCGUGCCGUUUCGUUUUUGUGUGAACCUGGAUGUGUUGCUUUUUUUUGUGUGUGUGUGUUUAAUCAGUUUAAAUGUUUAAAGUCUCUUGAGUCACAGUGCACUGAGCUCGCAGGGCCAACCUGAAUGAGAGCUUAAAGUGACUGACAGGAGGUUCAGGUGACGUCUUUUGCUAAUUGUUGUCAGCUGCUCUACCUGUCUCUGCCAAAGCAAACAACUUAGCAUGUUUGAUUUUUGAUGCGCAGCUAGAAAAUCCAGGCAUUGAAACCACUGACAGAUGUCAGCCAGCAAAGCUAACACCCGUGAAUCUGAUUUCCUGUCUUGAUGAAUCACCUCUGAAGUCUUGUGACAUAUUUAAACACACGCAAAAGACGUCAAGCUGAACACAAACAAUCGUGACGUAAACAAUCGUGGAGGUGAGACCGAAACGCUGGAGGAUUAAACUGAUCUUGGGUCUGUUUCCUGUAAGAGAGAGAUGUCACCUGCUGAACCCAUCCUAAACCAGUUCACUCCUUCCCACGUCAGCCUUGACCAAAACCAUGUUUUGAGGAUAUAGUGCAUUUCUAUUUACCUUAACAUUCACAUGCUGUGGAUUCUGACCGCAGCUGUCGUACAUGAAACUUCCUAAAAGUCCGAAUCUUUCAGGUAUUUUCACUUCACUUUCAAACAGUCAUUAGAGAGAAUAAAAUUAAUUCAGUUGCGUAACCUCACAGUAAGUAUGUUUUGCACUUUAGAGUUCAACCCAGUCCUUUUUUUUUUUUUUAUUGAAUGUUUGUGCUCUGAAAAAAAGGACGACAGUGAAAAAGGCACUGUGGCCGAAAACAGUGAAAAUGAAAUUAAUGUUGUUGUUUUUUUAAUGAACAGUUAUUGUUACUAGUUUGUGUCUCAUUUUUUUAAAGGAUGUUUUGCAGCCUUAUAUAAAACAGUACCAGUAUGUACACAUACAAGACUUCUUUCUUGUAUUACUUCUACCAAAAUGUGUGUGUUCAGGAUUUGCCAUGAACAUGCGGAAAAACUGUUGAUCCCUUCACUUUCUCUUAAAUACUGUGAGGAAAUGUUUCUCCAAAGGCUUCUGGUCGUUUCCAGUAAAACAAGAGCUCAGUCUGUGAUCAGAGACAGUUUCAGCCACACAUGUUGGCUCCAUGUUCUGCUGCUGAUGUUAAAUAACUAGUGAUUUUAUCAUUAUUUUUUUUAUCUUCACAGGAUCAUUUGUUUUCCAGUCAGAUUAUUUUACUUAAACGUAAAUUGGAUUUUGUAGCUAAAGCUUAAAACAGCUACAAAUUAAUUGGUAAACAGUUAAAUUGAGAGCAGAUCAAAAUACAAUGAACAUUUGCUGUAAUUUCUCUCCCCAAAUAUAUAAUAUAUACAAUACAAUAUGGUUUUGACUCAACAGCAGCAUCUUGGACAAACUGUCUCUUUAAAGGAAUAGUGCCACACUUUUUGGUCAGUACAUCACUUCCUUGGCAAGAGAAGACUGAUGCCUCUCUCCUAUUGAUCCAGCACGUAAUCCAUAAUCGUGUAGGUGGAUCUUGUUACCUUUAGACUCACCUGUUUCCCGUCUUUGUGCUAAGCUAAGCUAAUGCAGCUUCGCAUGACGCACACAGAUACGAGAGUGGUCAUCAAACUUCUCUGCGAAUAAACUCAUCUCAUCAAAAAUGUCCAAAUAUUCCUUCUCCUUGAGCUCAGCGUCUUGUUUACAGGAGGAACAAAUAACUGAAGUAAACUGCUGAAUUACGACUGAAUUAUUUUUCUUUAUUGUAGAUGUUUUCACUGACGCCCAGUUGAACCUGGCCAAACCAGUGACAGAGAGAUUUUCAUGCCUUAAGUGUCUCUGCACGAGGUGAUGUGUGGUUGUGUCGGACUUUUCAUUGUAUAAAUAAAAAACAUAUUUUAAACUGAA